AUGAGGUGUAAUAUACGUCGUGCAUUCACUUUUGCGGUUAUUCUGUUUGGAACCACUUUAGUUAUCCUCUCUCUUCCUCGUAAUAAUGUUAUUGAUGAUGGACCUGAAGUAUUCACAAAGCGUGCCCCUACAAAAGAUUUUUCAAAUUCCUUUUCGAGUAUUAAAGAGAAUAAAGCGCAUGUAGUUGGACAACAGCAGCUUCCAAUUCAGCCGGAGCCACCCAGUUUGCAAGAGGCUGAAAACGAAGAUGAUCUAUUCGAUUUUCCUAGCCUAUCAAACAAAAUAGUAUUGAAUAAGCUGUAUCCCAUAUUGAAAGGGGUUGACUUGAAACAACUAGCUCGAACGGAAUGUGAAUCAAAUACAACAUUAGGCGCUUAUUGGAAAAGCAAACACAUGGAUGUGCAAACAGAAGAUUCAUGGGAGCAUUUCUACUCUGAUAUUGGAAGUUGUAGUGUUUACAAUGAUGAAGAACUAAUCGAUAACUUACUGUAUGACUUAAACAAGAUGCCGCUAAAGUCUGUUCACAUCAUGGAUGGAGGAACUCAAGUCAAACUCAUAUUCACUUUUAUGAACGAUAAGCAGGCUGUUUUCAAGCCAAUGAGAUUUGGAAGAGAUUAUGAAUCGGACCCGAAUCAUUUCUAUUUUAGUGACUUUGAGAGACAUAAUGCUGAAAUAGCAACAUAUCAUUUGGAUAAAGUUCUCGGUUUUCGACGAGCAGUUCCAACUGUUGGAAGAAUAGUCAACAUAACCUCUGAUUUGUUUGAAAAGGCAGAGAAGAAGCUAAAAAAAACAUUUUUCUGGUCACCAGUCAAAAACCAUUGUUUCGUUUCUCGUUGUGAUUACUAUUGUGAUACAACACACGCAAUAUGCGGUGCGCCAGACUUGAAAGAAGGUUCCGUUCAAGUAUUUCUACCAGAUGAAACUCAUGUUCCUCGACGACACAAUAAGAGUCCAUAUAGAAGAACAUAUUCAAAGAAGAAUCAACUGGCUGAUUGGCAGACAGAUAUGAACUAUUGUACAGAUAAAGUCAAAACGAAACGUCAAUAUGCCCACGGGCGUCGACUUCUCGAUUUAGUUGAUUUACAUAUUUUAGAUUAUUUGAUUGGUAAUCAAGAUAGACAUCAUUAUGAAUCCUUCAACGUGUUUGAAGAUAUUCCUUCAUAUGCUAUUCAUUUGGAUAAUGGAAGAGCGUUUGGUCGCACAAAUUUUGAUGAUGAUGACAUCAUGCUGCCAUUGAGACAGUGUUGUGUCAUUCGUCCAUCUACAUUAAAUACUUUGAUAGAUUUCUAUAAAACACCCAAAUCACUUGUUAGAGCUUUGCACCGAUCUUUGGGAAAAGAUCCCGUCGCACCGAUACUUCAUAAAAAGCAUUAUCCAGCUAUUGAACGGCGUUUACAUAAAGUGAUGUCAUACAUAGUGGAAUGUUUACAGCACAACCCCUUCACUUCUGUUGUCAUUCCUGAAUACGAUAAUCCAAACUAUAUGGAAACGGAAGAAGACGAAAAUAGUUUACAGCAGCAAGUACCGGACGCUGACAAGAAGAGUCCAAAAGAUGCUAAUACAAAAUAA
Auanema sp. JU1783 is the source of this 1569-nucleotide messenger RNA. The record is from the annotation of a GenBank genome assembly. NCBI's taxonomy places the organism in Eukaryota, Metazoa, Nematoda, Chromadorea, Rhabditida, Rhabditidae.